CGUCUCUUCUCCGUCUUCACUACUCGCUCGUUUGGCGCCACAUCGAUAAUACUCCACGCAUUUUCCCUACCUAUUUUUUUUUUAAUUAUUUUUUUUGUAAUAUUCUUAUUUAACUAGAGGUGGCUUAUUAUCAGAGUUUUAAUGUCCCGUCGCGACAGACGCUUAACAAAAUGGAGCUAUCAAACAAACUCCGUUGGAAUCAAUUCCUGAUUUUGGCAACAGCACUUAUGUCACCUGCGUUAACGGUGCUAUGUAAUGACAUCCUUAGCCUGAAGGUGGCAGGAGAUCCAGUUCUAACCCCUCACUCCGUGUGCCUGAGACUGGUAGGCCUCAGCAAACGUCAGAUGCGGAUGUGUAUGCGUAGUCCCGACGUGACGGCAUCCGCCCUGCAGGGCAUCCAGGUGGCCAUUCACGAGUGCCAGCACCAGCUGCGCGACCAGCGAUGGAACUGCUCCUCGCUGGAAAGCUUCGGGAAGCUGCCUCACCACAGCACCAUCCUCAGCAGGGGUUUUCGCGAGAGUGCCUUCUCCCUGGCCUUGCUGGCAGCGGGUGUGGCUCACUCUGUGGCCUCUGCCUGCAGCAUGGGCAAGCUGCGGGGGUGCAGCUGUGAGGCCAAACGUCGCCAGGACGAUGACAAGAUCCGGCUGAAACUCACACAGCUGCAGCUGCAGACUCUGCAGAAGGGCGGGGUAGGCAUCGGCAUGACCAAAUCAUUACCCUCAGAUCUAAAUGGGCACCAUGGGAAUCUACCGCCCGACCUACACUCUGCCCACACGUCUGCCAUGCUCAAGCCUUUAUCAGAUGACUUAAGCUCUAUGCAGGACACCUGGAUGUGGGGGGGCUGCAGUCAUGACUUGCGGUUUGGGGACCGUUUUUCAAGAGACUGGCUUGAUUCCCGUGGCUCUCCAAGGGACAUCUAUGCGCGCAUGAGGAUACAUAACAACCGCGUAGGGCGACAGAUAGUGACUGACAACAUGACAAGGAAGUGCAAAUGUCACGGCACAUCAGGGAGCUGUCAGUUCAAGACCUGCUGGUACGUUUCUCCAGAGUUCCGCGUUGUUGGAUCUCUGCUCAAGGAAAAGUUCUUGUCGGCCAUCUUCGUCAACUCCCAGAACAAAAACAAUGGCGUCUUCAACCCUCGAACAGAGAACAGCGCCCGCAGAAGCGCUGGGGGAUUCAGCGGAGGGCGCCGCAGAAGCAUGUCCAGGGAGCUGGUGUAUUUUGAGAAGUCGCCCGAUUUCUGCGAGCGCGAUGCGUCGAUAGAUUCUCCAGGUACGCAGGGACGCAUCUGCAACAAAACGAGCUACAGCACAGACAGCUGCAGCUCGCUGUGCUGCGGCCGCGGGCACAACAUCCUCCGGCAGACUCGCAGCGAGCGUUGCAAUUGUCGAUUUCACUGGUGCUGCUACGUUCUGUGCGAGGAGUGUCGCCUCACAGAGUGGGUGAAUGUGUGCAAGUAGAUCCAGCUUUUGUUUUGCUCUUUGUGCAACUACUCUUGAGAAUCUGUUUAUCCCCCUCAUUUUGCGUGCGUGUUUUUUUUAAGUCCAUCAUCUGGGAUCUAUUUUCUCUGCAUAGCUGCUGUGAUCCCAAAAUGCCAAGUCAGAGAUUGAAGAGGUGACUCAUGUCAUUUGUCUUGCCAUGGCCUGUUUAGACGCUACCCUCUCAGCCAUGAAGAGGGCCCACACUCCAGUAUUUCUACCCCACAGAAAACUGGAGAAACAGCAGAGGAGCGCUAAAGUCUCAGUCUUUGCUUUCUUAUUCGUCUUGUUGUACAGUAGCUCUGUAUUUUAUUGCGUGAGUGUAUAUUUGUAAAUGCACCAUUUGUUAAUAUGAUUAUUGUCUCAGAGUGUUUAAUGUUGGUUUUAGCGAAUGACAGAAAAGGGAACUGCCAACAUUAUCUGAAAGAUGAAUAUAAGGUUUCGGGAUCUUAGCAUCUUAUAAUCCGUUCAGUAUAUACUAAUCAUGGAUAUUUUUGAUUCCACCACUCACACAGUGCUACAUGAUACAAUUUAGUUAGCUCUUAUUUUUAUCUUUCCGUAUUAAAAGAAAUCUCAGCCACAAUUCCAAUACAGUGGUUCAAAAACAGUCUCAUUAUCUUAAAAUCAGGGAUUAGGGACAAACUCUUGAUCCUUCCAUUGAGUGAUCAGCAUCAGUCAAUCAAAGUCACAAGAAGACAUCUACGUAUGCAAUUAUCAGUUCUUUACUAGGAAUCAACACUAAAUGAAUACAAUCAAGCACUAAUACACCAUAGAAUUAACCUUUAAUCUAAAUAUCAGUCACACAAAACAAACAUAAAAACAAAGACACUACAAUAGCUCAAAAAGUCCAAGAGUUUUGCUUAUUCGCUCACUGCCAUAUUUCAGGUGGGCUGACUGGGAAAUUGCUUUGGUUUUAGCUGGGAUGUCAUUCUGAAACUCUCAUGCUGGCUGCUUUGCCCCAGGUUAUUGGAUGCCUUGAACACACAUCCAAGGUGAGGGGAGGGAAAUUAAAAUUUUAAAAAAAUUUAAAAAAAAAAAAAAAAAAAAAAAAAAAGAGAGAAAUGUUGCACAGCUUACCAUGCGAACUAAAAUACAGUAUUUGGCACAACCGGAUCUGUAAUGAGUGAUGACUCUGCUCUGACUCGAUCGAGCAAGUCUUCCUUCCUGCAGUUCACUGGGGAGCUCAAACUUUCAGGGUAGGAGACGUCACAAGGGACAGAUUGACCAAUCGGAUGUGCACCUGGGAUAAUGUGAGAACUGUUAAAAAGUUGAUUAAUACUGUUUUUAUAAAACCUGUUCCUUAUUUUAACACUCCAACACUUGUUGACAUUUUGUUCACAAAAUAUCAACAAAUUAUCACUUCAGCUAUAACCCCUAACCGAGUCUGUUUUCAGUUUACUAUUUUUCUAAAACAUGUCAACAUUACAUUGAAUAAUAAAAAAAAAACCUUAACAUAAGGUUUCAUUCAUUAGUUAGAAUUAAAAGUUGUGACUAACCUUGCAUUAUUUCCAACAUCAUUGGGCUUUCUAACUUAAGGAAUAAAAUGAUCAAUUUUAAUUACACCUUUUUUCCAGCCUAAGUUACAUGGAGCCUUACCAGGACUGUUUGACAUUUAGAUGAACAACUUGAUCAUAUCAAACCAUUAAUAUCAUUAAAAUCCUCACAGUUUGGAGACUUCAGGAGGUCAACUGCAAGAAUGAGUUUGCUUAGACUACAUCUAUGGUCCAACAAGGGCAUCCGAUGGAUCUGGAGGAAAGCAGCUCUUGUAGGUGAAAGGUCAAAUUUAAGGUGUCCAUGUGCAUUACAUCGGUUGGACCAAAUUCAUUUAAAUUAAUCACAAUUAAAAUUAAAAUCAGUCAAAUGCUAAUGGGGUGUUUGUUUUGGACGCUCUCCAGAACCAACAUAAAAUGUUUAAAUGUCUUUCGCAGAGAGUCCAGCAAAGAUUGUUGGGAAAAAUUACUGCUGUGAAAAAGAGUCUUCCUCUUUACAGAUGCUUCAGAUCAUAAUACAAAUGUGUUGUCAGACAAAGAUGCCAAGAAGCAAAAACAUAAUUAUCAGUUAUCAAUGAUGAAUUCAUUCUUUAAGGGAUGAAUUUAAUAACUAGUUCACAAAUGAAACUUUCGCCAAACAGUCUUGAUAACUGCCACUGAUUUUUUUUUAAUGUCACAAUAAGAGGAGUUCAGCCCGCUUCUCUUUACAGAAUUGCUUUAAUUUUCUUAUGCAUGAAUGAUUCAUUCAAGUUGGCAACACAGAAAUUCAAUCAGAUUGAGUUCCAGACUUUGACUAGGCCAUUUAAAAAUCUUAAUAUCUGGCAGAGGUUUUAGGAGGGUAGAGAGACUGUAUCUGUUCACCGCUAUGUUUGACUUUUGGUAUGGUACUUGUUUUCCUGAAAUGUUGGUCUUAUGUCAGUUUUAAUGGGACGCGCACCUUUCAGAAAGUUUGCCUGUUGUCUCGUCAGCCCACGAAGGUUUCACACAAAAAUCUUGGGAAUAAUUUAAAUGUUUUUUUGUUGUUGUUUUGGCAAAUGUCAGAUGCAUAUCAUUACAUAUGGUUCUGGGUUAUUUUGUGACCUCCCGGAUGAGUUAUUAAUAGUUUUUUUGUUGUUGUUGGUUAGCCCCUCCUAGGAGAGUUCACCACCGUUCCAUGUUUUCUCAAUUUGUGGAUAAUGGCUCUCACUGUGAUUCAUUAGAAUGCCAAAGCUUUAGCAAGGAAUAUGUAACCCUUUAAAAACUGAUAAAUACCAAUAACUCUACUUUUUAUCUGUUGUUUAAUGUCUUUAGAUGUUUCUCUUUUUUUUAAUCUUUUCGCUUGCUUCGUGUCAUCAGACAGGUACUGUUUAAGUGAUUUCUUGAUUGUACAGGUCUGGUAAUAAUCAGACCUAGCUUGGCUAGUGGAACUGAGCUGAGCUUUCCUUCAAAUGUGGUUUAAUCAGAGUAAAUUCAAUGAUGUAACAAUGGUGGAAAAUCUGCAUUUUGCUCUGGCUUUACUCUGAUUAUCUUUGUCUGAUAAUAGUUUUUGAUCAUCAGGAACAUUUGUGCAGGGGGAAAACCUUUUUACAGCACUGUGUAAAUGUUUUCCCAAUAUCUUUGCACUCCCAAAAAGUCAAUAUAUAGGAGUCGAUACGUCGGUUUAGAAAAACAAUUAAUGUUAAUUCUGAUUGAUAUGACGCAAAUAUGUCUCCAUUUGGUAUAUCUACAAUGUGAUGUGUGUCGGCUUUCUUUUAUAUCAUACUAUAAUCCUGCUUUCUCUGUUUCACUUGUUUAAGGGCUCUUUAGAUUCUUCCCACAUGUACCACAUGUCAAAGUGAGAGAUGGGCCUACUUUAGUCCUGAAGUGAUGCUCAGGGUUGUGUGUGUUGGCCUGAGCACGUGCACGUCUGUGUUUAAUACUGUGUAAAUGUGGGGAUAAGCUUGAUGCACUGCAGAUUUGGGAGGUGAGAGGCUUUUUUAUGGCCACUCCACGCUGAGAGAAGGACAUUUUAUAGCCGCAGGAUAUUGUUUCCCUAAAGUCUAACUUUUAUUACUGGAGAGCCGCAUCGAGAAGGAGCAGAGAGUUGGUGGUGAUUAUACCAGUCUUUUGCUGCGUGAGGAUCUGAGGGGAUCAUCUGUCCAGAGUUCAUAGCCAAGGAUGUAACUUGUUGAACCACUCGCUGCCCGGGACGCUCCAUGGCUGUUGCUGAGGGGACAGACCAGCGAAAAAUAUAAACACACGUAUAGAAACAGACGCAUCUAGGCGGAUAAGACGUGUGUAUGUCGAAGCACAUACACACGGCACAAUCAAAACCAUGCGCGCGUGCACGAACUGUGGAUGUAGCAAAAUGCUAAUGUCGCCACAGGACUUGAUUUAUGAUGACUGCAUUCCUGGAUAUCUUAGAUAAUCCAAACUGUCUUUGUGCUCAGCCUGCUGGGAAAAGCCUUUCUGCCACAUAGGAUUUAAUGCCAAUUAAGUUUUGUUUGUAGGGACUUUGGUAAAUAUCCCUCGACUCCAGAGGAAUGACAGUGCCAGUGGCUGAGUUGACUGCUCUCCCCCUUUUAUAUCUUUUUUUUUUUUUUUUUUGAGGGAGUUGUGGAGGGGUUACGCAGGGAAGAUAUAAGCAGGAGACUGCAAAUGGCUUGGAAUGAUAAAGGCCUGGAUUUCUGGUUUGCAUUUCUUCAUUCCUUUAUCAUUUCACCCUGGAGCUGCUGCAUAAGGGAAUUUCCUGUCACUGUUUCUCCCAUGUGUGAGACAGAGGUUGGGUGGACUUUUUCUUUCCUCCCCAUUCUCCCCCUCGUCGUCGUUGCAGAGACACAUGCAUAGCAACAGAUAGGCUGCCCCCCUCCCCUAUAGCCACACCCCCCGCACCCCCUUGAGUAAUGACAUCCAGAUUGGGCUGAAAUUAAAGAGAGGCAGGCACAGCGAGGAAGUCAGGAGAGAUAAAAGUCACCCGCCUUGACUGACACGAUGAUUAUAUGUAUAAAGUAAGGCGAUUUAGAGUGUUUAGUUGGAUAUGAAAAUGUGGGGGGAAUAGGUCUUCUUGCCCUUCAUGCCGUGGUGAUGCAGCAGCAGUGGACAAACAGAGUUACUGAGAUGGGGUGAAUGAACUGUACUGUGUAUAAAAAUGUGCCUCAAAACAUCUGCUUCUCAACUCCCCUUGCAUUUUUUGAUGUGGGACAGGCAGAGAAGGAGAGCGGGAGAGAAAACACAAGGAGCCAGCUACCCAGAACAUCAAAGCCCCUGCCCUCAACGUGCAGGCCCUCAUUAGUUCAGCUAGCAGAACCAGCGACUCUUGUGAUUGUAUUUGCUUGGGGUGCGUGCUGGCAGACACAUCAGAGGAAAGGCUUCUUUAAGUCAUAACUCCCCACCCUACCUCUCCCGCCGCCACCCCAGCCCGCCGUAACCCCCCUGUAACCCUCGCCGAGCUCCAAAACCGGGCCUGCUCCCCCGCCAUCCACUCCACCCCGUAAUCUGGUGUGCAGCUGCAAACAUCUGCUCCCCUUUUGAUUCCCCAGCCUUCGCCGCUGAAUUGAUAAACACAUCUUUUACCGGACCGCUGACUGACACGCAACACAGCGGAAGGAGAGAGGCAAAUGUUGGAUUCACCCACGGCUGCCGAGCUGGUUUCAGGUUGUGUCAUUUAAUCACACUGCUUUGGUUCUGGUGGAUAAACAAGCAUCCGGCGCAUGAUAAAACACCAAAACAAUGACUGAAGUAGAUUAAACCAAAGCAGAUAUUAAUUCACUUUGUUCUGUUGCCUCUUGUGUCACUUUUAUUAUCUGUGACACGAGAGUGGCUUCUGCCAGGAAUUAUCACUUGGCAUCCAAUUACAGUCAGGCAAUGACUUAUUCAUAAAGAUGAUUCCUGUGUUAAUUAUUUAAGCAUGCUUGCCAGGAGACUUUAUGUUACUUAGGAUUCAUUGUGUGGCUUCCUGUAAAAUACAAAAAAAUACAUAUUUUCACUGAGAGGAUGGUGUGUUAAUGGUAUGCUGACGGUAAGUUUUUUUCUUCUGGAAUGUGGGAAGACAAAUAACCAUUUUAACAUUUCUUCUAUUGAUCCAAACAGUCUUUAUUUUAUGAGUUUGAGAAAUGUUCUAUCUUUGCCGUAAAAGCUGGAUAAACACUUAGAAUUAGUCUUCAAAAUGUUACAGGUCGGAGAAAGUAAAAUAAAAAUUUAUGUAAGAUAUUUUUUUCCCACCCAUCCAUCCUUCCAUGUGUAAUAUUUACACAAGCAUUGCAUAAUUAGGCUAUUAUUGAAGUACUGUGACAUCUCCAUAAUUUAAAUCAAUGAAAAAGUGAACUUCAUAAAUCAUGUUAAUUAAUUACACACACACUGAUGUAUUUCAAGUGUUUUUCAUUAAUUAGCGGCAAAGCUAGCAGCUAAUUAAAAGUAAAUUUAGUUGUUUUUCUGUUUUCUUCUUGCACUGAUGCAGUACUUUAUGUAAAAGGGUACAUUACUAAAAUUUUGUGAUAAAAUGUCUCCAAUAUUUAAAAGAAAUAAUCACUGGAAAUGUGUAACUCUGUGAGAAAAAAAAACAAGAAGCCAAAUAUAAGUUUCACAUUUUAAAAUGAAUUCCUGAAACAGAUUUUGAAAGGAUUUUCUGCUUUGCUGGAAUGUUCCAAUAAUGUAUAAAUCAAAUGAUAACCUUGUAAUGUUGAUGAUUGUAGUGAUUUUUUUAAAAUAAAUUUGACAAAAGACACGCUAUUGAAGCGUUUGAGAAGA
Molecule: messenger RNA, 7672 nt
Organism: Poecilia latipinna (sailfin molly)
Lineage: Eukaryota; Metazoa; Chordata; Actinopteri; Cyprinodontiformes; Poeciliidae
Gene: wnt10b
Product: wingless-type MMTV integration site family, member 10b
Exons: 4
Coding region: 171-1460 (429 amino acids)
Biological process (GO): cell fate commitment; canonical Wnt signaling pathway; multicellular organism development
Cellular component (GO): extracellular region
Molecular function (GO): cytokine activity; frizzled binding
Source: RefSeq, a predicted model, not a curated record